Messenger RNA from Caenorhabditis briggsae, 699 nucleotides. Gene Ontology annotation, cellular component: plasma membrane; axon. Gene Ontology annotation, biological process: dendrite self-avoidance; homophilic cell-cell adhesion; axon guidance. Lineage: Eukaryota; Metazoa; Nematoda; Chromadorea; Rhabditida; Rhabditidae. Bases 1 to 699 code for a protein of 232 amino acids. The transcript is spliced from 2 exons. The record is from RefSeq and is a predicted model, not a curated record. Gene Ontology annotation, molecular function: cell-cell adhesion mediator activity.
AUGUACUUUGAUUAUUUGUUUGGAAAUGAGAAACCAAUUGACAAUGAAUGGAUCACAAAGCACGCCAUUAUCGGAGUCCCCGUCCCUGUCGAGAACAAGACUAUUGCAGCUGGAGAAGACUUGAUACUUCACUGCGAAAUCGGUGGAAUCCCAACUCCCGCUGUUAUAUGGGCUCGUAAUGGAGAGUAUUUGUUCUCAGGAAAAGGAAGCUUCAUUAAUUGGGAAGAGAAGAAUCUCAAUCAGGGACGGGAACCAACUGAAACUGGUAUCAUGGCUGUUGAACUCAUUAUUCCUUGUGCUCAACCCUCAGACUCUGGAGUCUACUCAUGUCUUGGAAACAAUUUACAUCAUAGAAUCGAGAGCACUUCUCAUGUAGUUGUUGAGGGUCCUCCCAAAGAAUGUCCACCAAAAGCUCCAGCUGCUCCUAAAAUUGUAGCCUGGACUGAAUCUCGUGCUGAAAACCAAGGACUCACCGCUACUCUCGUUUGCAUUUCCGAUAUUCCUGCUCAAUGGACCUGGAGUUUCGAAGGUCGAGAGAUUAUCGAGCAAAUAGGCCGUUACGAAAUCAAAGAGCAUGGAAACCUUAUGAUUCAUAAUCUCUUAUUUUCGCACCUGGGAACAUACUACUGUACCGCAAGCAAUGAAUUUGGAAAUUCAACCGCUGAGACCUACUUGCACGUCACCCGGAGCCACUCUUGA